Molecule: messenger RNA, 1587 nt
Organism: Penicillium antarcticum
Lineage: Eukaryota; Fungi; Ascomycota; Eurotiomycetes; Eurotiales; Aspergillaceae
Exons: 1
Coding region: 1-1587 (528 amino acids)
Source: RefSeq, a predicted model, not a curated record
AUGGAGUCCCUCUCGAUGGAGGUGUUGUUGAUGGUAUUGUGCUAUGCCCUUCAACCGCAGGGAAACGACCUAAGAGCUCCCAUAGCCCCAUAUGCGACUGUCAACCGUCGCUGGCAGGCAGUCAUUGAGGAGUGUACAUUCGGUUCAAUCCGCAUCUACACUGCAACCAGGCUUAAAGAAUUCCAACGGCUAUUCGGAAAGCUACCCAAAAAUUCACACAGAAAGUUCUGCAUCCAGAAAAUUGAUCUCCUGGUCGAGCUUGAACCAUACGACAAGAAAGCGAAUGCCCAUUACGAGACGGAUGAGGAGAAUCAGAGAAACAAUAAGAUCUUCAGAACAGCCAUCAGCUCUUUGUUCGAAGUUCUGGCAUCCUGGCCAGACAAUGUUGAACUUGAACUCAUUAUCGAGGCACAGUCGCCGAGCGAUGAUCUCGCUUGCAAGGAUCCGGAGGUAUUCUUGCAACGGAUUCAAGCCGCAAGAUCACGGGGGGGCGAUGUUCUUGGGGACCGAUACAACAGACGUUACCUGAAAUUCUUUGAAGAGUCCGGCCAUACCCCAUCAAUCCAUGCAGUCACUACUCUCCAGAUAAAGGGGACCUCUGGAAGGCGCUUGAUUGAGCCAGCAUCGUGCGCUUUGAUUGCAUCUAAACUGCCACGCUUAUUCCAUCUCGAUCUGAAUUUGGUGGAUGAAUGCAAACGUGACGAAGGAUUGAGAAAGCAGCUUCGAGACGAUAAGCUCUACCAGAAAUACUCCAACCAUGAUAUGCUAAGCCUCUUUUCAGACUUUGCGAUUGCCCUUCGCCGCGUGCCUCCUAAUAUACAAGGACUUUGCCUAAAAUUCGCAUACAAUCCUCCCCGUGACCACAACUAUCCCCCGCCCAUUUUGGCAGAAGGUGAGACAGAUUUGUUAAGCACUCACUUACGGGAAGUUUCCCGGAAUCUAAGCUACCUGAACAUUGAAUCGACUGUGAUAGGGCCAGAGCUCUUCUGGCCCUUGAAUUCGCAAGACAAAUCCUCUGGCCUCCCGUCCUGGCCACAUUUGACCUCUUUCGUGGUUGGAUACGCACCAGUGACACCAUUUGGGCAAUGGCUCUUUGAGAGACCAUCUGAAAGCCUAGAAGAUGACGUCGAGGCUAAUGAGGGCGCGAAUGGCGUUGAUGAACGUGAAUGGCAGCCCGGAUUCCCAUGGACAGCACCUGAAGACCGUAAGAUCAACAACUUUCGAACCAAUACCAUCAUGCGAUUCGCCAACAAUCUUUACAUGUCGGCUGGCCAGGCGGCCCUCCAGAUGCCAAAAUUGGAAUCGAUGACUCUGGCCACUGCCGGGAGCCAUAACCCACGGCAAGUUUUCAAGUACACAGUGGCAAAUGGAGUAGCAAAGCUCACUUGGUCUCAUGUGGAUUUUAUUGGUCUCUUUUUAUUAAAAUACCAAGUUGGCUGGGCGGGAUUGAGGAGGGUCAUCGAAUGGUUCCAGCCAGAUGAACAGGUGUUGGAGCUUUGGAAGAAGGUAGCAUUCCAGCAUACCGGGGGAGAGCUUCAGAUUUACUUUGUUGAUUCGAAGAAUACGGAGCUGGGGAAUCUCUUAUAA